Messenger RNA from Cooperia oncophora, 459 nucleotides. The record is from the annotation of a GenBank genome assembly. NCBI's taxonomy places the organism in Eukaryota, Metazoa, Nematoda, Chromadorea, Rhabditida, Trichostrongylidae.
AUGCAAACUCGUCGGUCGGAACUGAUUUCCAGAUAUGACUUCAUUUGGAAAUUACAGGCACUCGAUGAACAGUUGGAGAUGAAGCGUCGGCAUGGUCAAAACAGGUGUGUGCUGGAGAACAUCCUUCCGAGCCAUGUGGCCAGACAUUUCCUGGAGGAUAAGGUCAACAGCAAGUCAAAAGAUCUGUAUCACGAGGCCAGAGACUAUGCCUGCAUCAUCUUUAUCACUAUCACAGACUUCAGUCGCUUUUAUAUGGAGUUGGAUGCGAAUAAUGAAGGUGUCGAAUGCUUACGACUGCUGAAUGAGAUCAUAUCCGAUUUCGACGAGCUGCUCGAUAGAGACGAAUUUAAGUGUAUAGAGAAAAUAAAGACGAUCUCAACGACAUACAUGGCCGCAAGUGGUCUUGCUGGAAAGGUAGGUCCCUCCUCAUUUACUGUUUCUAGAACAAAUGGUUUUUGA